AUGCUGCCUAUAUUUGAUAAUUAUGGGGACAAUGAAGAAGAAGAGAUCACAUGGAGUGACCAUGGAGAGUCCUUGGUGAUUCGAAGGAUAAUGAAUGCUGCCAAGGUGGAGGAGAACUCAGAUUGGCUUCGGAAUAAUAUAUUCCAUACCAAGUGUACCUCUCAUGGAAAG
Messenger RNA from Prunus armeniaca (apricot), 171 nucleotides. NCBI's taxonomy places the organism in Eukaryota, Viridiplantae, Streptophyta, Magnoliopsida, Rosales, Rosaceae. The record is from the annotation of a GenBank genome assembly.